CGUGUGAACACGCACGGAAAGUGCCGAGCGCGUUCUUUGCCUACCCUCACCGUAGGGGCACCUGCGCAGCUCGCACAUGCACUCUCCUGGACGUGCGUCGGCGCCGGUCGGGUGCGGAGCGGCGGCUGCUGGACUGCGGCGGGGGGUCUCUUCUGGGACGCGGAAUCCGUGGAACAAGGAUUUUACAGCACGCCAGGACAAGGUUCAAGCUGGGGCAUGGCUGUGAAUGUGUAUGCAACGUCGGUCACAAUAGAGAACCUCAGUCGACAUGACAUGCUGGCAUGGGUCAACGACUCCCUGCAGCUCAUCUACACAAAGGUGGAGCAGCUAUGUUCAGGAGCUGCUUACUGCCAGUUUAUGGAUAUGCUGUUUCCUGGCUGUGUUCUCCUUAAGAGGGUCAAGUUCCAAGCCAGGCUAGAGCACGAGUUUAUCCACAACUUCAAAGUCCUUCAGACAGCCUUCAAGAAAAUGAAUGUUGACAAAGUCAUUCCUGUAGAAAAGUUAGUCAAGGGCAAGUUCCAGGACAAUUUUGAAUUUCUGCAGUGGUUCAAGAAGUUCUUUGAUGCAAAUUACGAUGGGAAAGAGUACGACCCCGUGCUGGCCAGACAGGGCCAGGAUGUGGCCCCACCCUCCAAUCCAGUGCCACACAGGACGUCCCCCACAGUGCCCAAAACAAUGCCCGGCCCCCAACGGGCCCUCAACAACACUUCAUCCCUUGGCACAAGGAAGAACACUGCCGUGGCACGUAAUGGUGGCAGCGAAGCGGAAGCCCAGAUGGUAGAGCUCAAUCAGCAGCUAAUGGACCUCAAACUGACAGUCAACGGUCUGGAGAAGGAGAGGGAUUUCUACUUCAGCAAACUCCGUGACAUCGAGCUCAUCUGCCAGGAGAAUGAGAGCGAAAAUACUCCCAUCCUGGGCAGGAUUACCCAAAUCCUCUAUGCAACAGAGGAUGGCUUUGUUGUACCUGAAGAUGAGGACAUUGAUGAACAGUCGCACGAAGACCAUAAUGAAUACUAAAUGCUUCUCCUGUCUCUACAGCCGCCACAUUCUGAUCCUGGUGUUGACCAGCCUACCGGACCAACUCCCGCCCCCCCCACCCAUGCAGUCACAGAGUAACAUUAAUAUCCAUUCCCAGCCACUUCAGCGUGGUGUGGGAUCGAAUGACCGGCAGUUCUACCGAGGUGCUGCUGCAAUCAGGUCACUUUCAAAGCUGUCGAUCCUACACAGCAGCCACUAUCUCGCCUGGUUUUGUAGCCCUCUACCAGAUUCCUGUAACCUGUCCCAGUUAUCCCAGUACCCUGACACUCUGCCCCCCCACCCCCGAAAGUAACAGUGUCCAUAAUGUUCAACACAGUUUCUCUGCACCAAAAUGUACAUUGAAGUGGUUUUUAAAUGCCUUCCCAGAUACUUUCAAAACUAUUUUAAGAUGGAUACCUAAAAAAUAACUUAUGGGAAAAUAGCACUGGAGCCUGAUGACUUGGUUAACGGGCUGAUGUUUGUUUGAAAGUUAGUGUGAGGAUUGUUGCUUUUGUUGGUUUGACUUGAUUUUGAAAAAUGAAACAAUGCACUUCAUUCACUGAUGUUGACAGUGACAAAAGAAAGAUGCUGAUUGGUUUUGAAAUGUCAGGUUUUUUUCCUGCAUAUCAAGAUGGAGCUUGCAGAUAAAAUAGAACAAAGAUAGUCAUAUAUUUUUAUAACUAUUUAUAUAUAGAAUUGCUGGAAUAUAUAUGGAAAUUUGGUCCAUACACAGAGGUUUAUUAUUUACUAAUGAUAAAUGUGAGGUUUGGGAAAUGGUGUUCAUUAUUGACACCUAAUUUUUACUGUAGACCCAGAACUGCAGCAAAGUAGCUAUGAAGUUUGUUUAUUUUAAAGGUGAGGCUAGGAGAGUCAGAUACUGAUUAGCUUGUAAAUCCUAAUUGUGUAGCAAAUAACUAAAACAGGGCUCUCCAAUUUCGGUCCUGGAGGGCCAGUUUGCAACACAGUUUGCAGAUUUCCCUGCUCAAACAUACGUUAUUCAGCUCACCAGCUAAUUGCCAGGUUUAAUAUGUGGGUUUGAGCAGGGAAAUCUACAAACUAUGUUGCAGAUUGACUGUCCAGGACCGUAGUUGAGGAACCUGCGCUAAAACCUGAAACGAAUAGAUUGCUUGUGUACUUUAUAACACUAUAAGAUUUUAGCUGCUAUUUUUAUUUUCCUUUUUUUGAAUUGUUAAAAAUAUACCUAUUAAUAACCACACAGGUUCUAAGUUGAAAUAAGAAGCUGGACUCAGAGGCUUUAGUGCAAUAAAAAGUGACGCAUGGACAGCUGUAGAGCAUGCACACCCCCUGCUGGUUGUAGGAACCAAUUGCACAUUUCCUUGGGCAUGUUACCAUUCUCACACCAGCUGUCUGACUGAUUUUAUGUGACCAUGCACCUAUUUUGAGUUUUACAACAUAAAUAAACUUGUGUGAGAACAAGC
Brienomyrus brachyistius is the source of this 2456-nucleotide messenger RNA. RefSeq names its product microtubule-associated protein, RP/EB family, member 3b (gene mapre3b). The transcript has 9 exons. The coding region runs from base 217 to 1017 and encodes 266 amino acids. Gene Ontology annotation, molecular function: microtubule plus-end binding. Gene Ontology annotation, cellular component: cytoplasmic microtubule; spindle midzone; microtubule plus-end. The record is from RefSeq and is a predicted model, not a curated record. Lineage: Eukaryota; Metazoa; Chordata; Actinopteri; Osteoglossiformes; Mormyridae. Gene Ontology annotation, biological process: protein localization to microtubule plus-end; spindle assembly; regulation of microtubule polymerization or depolymerization.